GAGAGCUGUGCUAUAGUGCUGUGAGUGUGUAAGCCUAGCAGCUGGGUAGUGUUAUGGUUGCUGCUUUCCUGUGCUAAGCUGAUUUACUUGUUUAAGGUCUGACCUCAUCAUCCUGUCAGUAUGGAUUCCCACCUAUACAGUUAGUAGCAGCUUAGCAUCGGCUUGAAGAGCUUGCAGUAUAUUAAUCAGAAGAGAGAGGGAGAGAGCUACCGGUAUUUGUUCUUUUGUUGUCUUUUCUUAAGAAGAGGAGUUGAAACACAAGAGAUAACAAAGAAUCCAUUUCCUUUCUAAAAGAAUAGGCUUUUGUCUUUUUUUUUUUUUUUUUUUUUCCCUGAAAAAAAAUGUCAGUAUCUGGAAAGAAAGAGUUUGAUGUGAAGCAGAUCCUGAGGCUCCGCUGGAGGUGGUUCAGUCACCCCUCGCAAGGCUCCACAGGCACGGGGGGCUGCCAUCAGCAGGAAGGAUAUGAGCACAGAGGGACACCGGUUCAGAACAGGUUGAAGAACCACUCUCGGGACAGAAAUGGGCUGAAGAAAAACAGCAGUCCUGUCCACCACAAUAUACUGGCACCCGUGCCAGGUCCAACCCCAGUGCACCACCGAUCUAUUCAAACCUGGCAUCAACAAAAUCUCAUAGAACAGCUUCGAUCAAAUGAGGAUAUUCCCAAAACAAGCACAGAGGAAAACUGUGUCAAAGAAGAUUCAAGUAAAACCCCACAGGAGUUGCAGAUGAUCACAGAAGAAAAUUCAGAUGAAUCUGCAGAGAGGCUGUCAACGACCAGCAGCUCACUGUUUGGAAUGAACACCAAUGGCUCAGAUGAGUAUUUCCAGUCUACAAACCAUGCAGAACAAACUUUCCGCAAAAUGGAAAAUUAUCUGCAGCAGAAGCAGCUGUGUGAUGUUCUUCUUAUAGUUGGAGACCAAAAGAUUCCAGCUCACAGGUUGGUUCUCAGUGCAGUGUCUGAUUAUUUUGCUGCAAUGUUUACUAAUGAUGUGCGUGAAGCAAAACAAGAGGAGAUCAAGAUGGAGGGAGUAGACCCUGAUGCGCUGAAAGCUUUGGUGCGCUAUGCCUACACAGGUAUUCUAGAAUUAAAGGAAGACACUAUAGAAAGCUUGCUAGCUGCAGCUUGUCUUCUCCAGCUAUCCCAGGUUAUUGAGGUAUGCUGCAACUUCCUCAUGAAGCAGCUCCAUCCUUCCAACUGCCUGGGGAUACGCUCUUUCGGAGAUGCUCAGGGCUGCACAGAGCUCCUGAAGGUGGCACAUACAUACACUAUGGAACACUUCACAGAAGUAAUAAAAAACCAGGAAUUUCUUUUGCUCCCUGCUAAUGAAAUUGCAAAGCUCUUGUCUAGCGAUGACAUCAACGUUCCAGACGAAGAAGCAAUAUUCCAGGCAUUAAUGAUGUGGGUGAGGCAUGAUUUGCAAAACCGGCAACAAGACCUAGGAAUGCUUCUUUCUUAUAUUAGACUGCCUCUACUUCCACCCCAGUUACUAGCCGAUCUAGAAAAUAGUCCCAUGUUUGCAGACGACCUAGAGUGUCAGAAACUUCUUAUGGAGGCUAUGAAGUACCAUCUUCUGCCAGAAAGACGGUCCAUGAUGCAGAGUCCUCGAACUAAACCUAGAAAAUCUACAGUGGGCGCACUUUAUGCUGUAGGAGGUAUGGAUGCCACUAAAGGUACCACUACAAUUGAAAAAUAUGACCUUAGGACUAACAGUUGGAUACAAAUUUGUACUAUGAAUGGUAGACGAUUACAGUUUGGAGUUGCAGUAAUUGACAACAAGCUCUAUAUUGUGGGAGGAAGAGAUGGUCUGAAAACUUCUAACAUUGUUGAAUGUUUCAACCCUAUCACCAAAGUUUGGACUAUAAUGCCUCCUAUGUCAACACACAGACAUGGCCUAGGAGUAGCAAUGCUUGAAGGACCAAUGUAUGCUGUUGGUGGCCAUGAUGGAUGGAGUUACCUUAAUACCGUAGAAAGAUGGGACCCACAAGCACGGCAAUGGAAUUACGUUGCUAGCAUGUCAACCCCUAGAAGCACCGUAGGGGUUGCAGCAUUAAAUAGCAAACUGUAUGCUGUUGGUGGACGAGAUGGGAGCUCCUGUUUAAAAUCAAUGGAAUGUUUUGAUCCGCACACAAACAAGUGGAGUAUAUGUGCUUCGAUGUCCAAGAGAAGAGGGGGCGUUGGUGUCGCAACGUACAACGGGUUUUUAUAUGCUGUGGGAGGUCACGAUGCACCUGCUUCCAACCACUGCUCUCGACUUUCCGACUGUGUAGAAAGGUAUGAUCCAAAAACAGAUGCUUGGACAACAGUGGCCCCCCUGAGUGUACCUCGGGAUGCUGUUGGAAUUUGUCCUCUGGGAGACAGAUUAUAUGCUGUUGGCGGCUAUGAUGGCCAUACGUACCUGGAUACCGUGGAGUCCUACGAUGCUCAAAAUAACGAGUGGACAGAGGAAGUUCCUGUCAAUAUUGGAAGGGCUGGAGCAUGUGUUGUUGUGGUGAAGUUGCCCUGAGGAUCACAAAUAUUGUGAAAUUAAACUGAGUGGAGUUUCAUGAAGGCUGAGUCAGGAAGAUAAGAAAUAUUUCCAGAAAGCAGUACAGACUAUACACAUCUUAGCAGCCCUCCAUUAUAGAGAAUACUUAUCUCUGAGCCAUUAUGAUAUUAGAGCACAAAAGUGUCUUCCUGCAUUCCAAAAAUCAGACAAUUUUGCAUAAGUGAAUUAUUUUAUUAUACCUAAUACAUACAAAUUCAAUAAUAUGUUUAAAUGGUUCAGGUUUGUUACAAAAGUAUCUGUUAUUUAUAAAAUGCAGUAGUAAAGUGAUAAACGGGUGUAUAAGAUUUCAUAAACUUUUUUCUUUUCUAGGUUGGCAGUAAUGCUAAUGUUUAUAAAAACAGCUUUUAUAUUUUAAGUACAUGAAAAUGAAUAAGAGAAACACCUUCAACAGCGAACUGCACAGAAAGAAAUAUUUGCCCAUAAAUAUCACUGGCAACUGGAUAUUCUCUGCAGAAGUAACUUCAUUUCUAUAUUCAGAAAUUAAAUUACUAGAUUAACUUUAAAAUCAAGUCAGAGAAGCAGAGAAUUUAGUUGCUAUUCAACCUCCGGCAUUGCUAGUACUGUGACAGAAUACCCAUUUUUAGCAGUAUAUUAAAUUGAAUAGUGCAAGUUAAGAAAUAGUAGGGCUAAAGUAUCUUUAUGUUACUAAGUAUGUGCCAACAGAAAGAAAUCUCUUUGUCAAAACACAAUGCUAAUAUAAUUUGCAAUCAUUUUCACAGUGCAUAGAUAUGUGAUAUUUUAAUGCUGAUCCGUGUGUCAGGUUAUUCAUGGAUUUGUCUUUGCCCACUAACCAUCUGUCAGUAUGCGUUAAACUAAUUUGGCUAUUCUUGGGAUAAUCACCAUGCAUUAAAUUUUAAAACAAUCAGAUAAUUACAUUCUUCGAAUAUAACUAACAAAAUGAAAUUUUUAUAUCAUAUUGAUAUGACAAUCUUUGACCUCAGCUGAAGAUUACCAGCUUUCUCUCAUGUACAGUAGAAAUACGGUAAGGAAAAAAACCAUAUCCACUGUGUAAUGUUAUAUACCAGUUAUAUAAUAAGCAUGUUUAUGUUUUAUUUCAAAUUAAGGGAAUGUAAAGAAUCAAGAAUAAACAGGAAAAGAAUCACCUGAAAACAGCACAUAAUAUUCCACAUGCAUGAUAUUUUCUUUUUGUGUGCCAAUUUCUAAUGAAGGUUUUGAUUUGUUUCACAUUAAUUUCUUUUUUUUUUUAUAUAAUUUUAAAUGCUGAAAGUGUAUUUUAGAAAAAGAAUGUAUGUAAGAUAUUCUAUGCUGUAAAGCACAAUAUUUGGACAGUAUCUACUUUAGUGUUUGUUAUGUUGUUGUUUUGUCAGUAUCAGAAAAUUCAGGACAGAGAUGAAAAUUCUCUGAAAGUGUAGACUAGCUUUCCUGAUAGAAUACUAUGUUUUCAGAAUUCAGCAAUAUGCUAUUUUAAAAAAUUUAUAGUAAUAAUCCUAAUGAAUGCUUCUAAAGAUGCAAUCUCAUAAGCAUAUUUAUAAAACGAAAAACAUUUUUAACUUUAAAGAUCAGUUAUGUUUAUAUAUGGCAUGCUACAUUCAAAUAAACUUUACUUUCUCUGCUAAGAAAAUUUAGAUUAUAUUUUAACAACUUUGUGGGUUUUAUCCUACAUCUUUUCAAGAAUAGAAAACACAGAAGUAUCAAUCUCAUUUCUGUACUCUAAAAGAAGAAAAGAUCCUGUCUUAGUGUCCUUACUGCAUCUGGUCCACAUAAACUAAAAUUUACCUUCCUUCUAGCA
This is a messenger RNA of Aquila chrysaetos chrysaetos, 4296 nucleotides long. It is a transcript of the gene KLHL4, whose product is annotated as kelch like family member 4. The transcript has 11 exons. Gene Ontology annotation, molecular function: protein binding. Lineage: Eukaryota; Metazoa; Chordata; Aves; Accipitriformes; Accipitridae. The coding region runs from base 342 to 2504 and encodes 720 amino acids. The record is from RefSeq and is a predicted model, not a curated record.